GGCGCGGGCUAAAUAACAAAAGGAUAUAACGUACACCAAUUGAAACCUAAUUAUUCGCAUGCAGAAUCUUUCCAUUCUCCUGCGUCAAGUUUCGCGGUGCACGGAAGUGAGUACGAACUUAUCCAAAGCGUAUAAACAAUCCACUCAACCAUAAACAGCCAGCUCUGGAUGCCAGAGCGGCGAACGGACGGCAUAACAACACGUCUCCCCUCCCUCCCUGUUCGCCCGCGCCGAGCCGACCGACGCCGCGCGCAGGUCCAGGAGAGUUCGACGAGCGAGCUAGAGAGACAGGAGAGGGCGGUGCUGGAGAGCCACAAGCUCCACCGAGCCCCAAACAGCGAGACGCGUCGCCCAGCAGCGGUAUCGCGGCGGCUCACGUCGAGUAGUGGGGAGGGGCGGCCAUAGCGGUCGCGGGGGCGGGGCGGACGGUCGGCCGGCCGUCACCACGCGUCAGUCCGCCCGGGAAAGUCACGGGGCGCGGCGGUACGGCCGCGGCGCGGGCGACGCCGUGCAGCGGUGAGUGAGAGGCAGUGGUGCGCCAGACCGCGACUAGUGAGUGGCGAGUGGUGAGACAACGGGAAGACACCAGCGCCCAACAUGAAGGUCCUGGGCGUGCAGUUUGCGCCGUGGCGCAUCCCGAUGCGGCGCCGGCUGCAGACAUUCGCCGUCGGUUUCUGGAUCUGCACGUUCGUGUUCAUGGGUCUGGGCGGUCUGUUCCUGCUGACCUACCUCUUCCUGUUCACCCGCUUCUGGUGGAUAUCGGCGGCCUACUGCGCCUGGUUCUGGUACGAUAAGGACAUCUGUAACCGCGGCGGUCGGCCCUGGCAGUGGGUGCGGCGCUGGACACUAUGGCGCCACUUCCGUGACUACUUCCCCAUAGACAUCGUCAAAACGUGCGAGCUGUCGCCCGACAAGAACUACCUGCUCGGCUCGCACCCGCACGGCAUCCUCUGCGCCGGCGCCUUUUGCAACUUUUGCACCGAGGGCAACGACUUCUCGGAGCGCUUCCCGGGCAUCACGCCACAUAUGCUCACCCUGGAGGGCAACUACUCGCAGCCGUUCUACCGGGAGUUCUUCAUGACCUCGGGCGGGGUGGCGGCCACGCGCCGCUCCAUGGACUACCUGCUCUCGCUGCCCACCAAGGGCCACAUGCUGAUCCUCGUGGUGGGCGGCGCGCCCGAGGCGCUCAUGGCGCGGCCCGGCGUCAGUCAGGUCUACAUCAACCGGCGCAAGGGCUUCAUCAAGAUCGCUCUGAGGAACGGCGUCUCGCUGGUGCCGGUGUUCCAUUUCGGCGAGACGGACAUUUACAAUCAGGUAUGGAACCCGGAGGGUUCGUGGCUGCGCUGGCUGCAGGAGACCAUGAUGAGCUACAUCGGGCUCGCCCCCGUCCUGUUCCUCGGCCGCGGCUUCCUUCAGUACAGUUUCGGCCUGCUGCCUCACCGGCGGCGGAUCACUACUGUGGUCGGCCGCCCGCUCGAGGUCGAGCGGCGACCCAACCCGACCCAGGAGGAGAUCGACGACCUGCACCGCCGCUACAAGGACGCACUGAAGGAGCUCUAUGACGAGAACCGACACAAGUAUGCGCUCGACCCCACUGUCGAGCUCGAGUUCAAGUAGAGAGGAGGGGAGGUAAGGUGGCUUCCAGUCAAGUCAAGUCAAGUCAAGGUGUGUUGUUUUCAGUGUGGGACACAGCUGGGGUGAGUGUAUGAAGGAAAAUACCUGAAGAUGUAUUGAAGAUGCUUAACGUGACGUGUUCACUGUUCACUGAGAUAAAUGAUAAUGUUAACGCCAUGGUGGUGGUGUGCCCAAGACAUGCAUGAGAUGUAAAAGAAACGAGAAGGACUUCAGCAAACAAUUAGGACCUAAGUUUGGUUCAUUUGAAGGCGCGUGUGUUUGCAGUUAGCAUUGAUAAAUUGCUUCGUGGUGGCCGUGCAAUGCAAUACGAAACUUGACCGAACGGCGUCCGGUAGUCCAAGUGUGAAUGCUGCAGACAAUGUCAGCAGUUCAGGGUAUCUGGUCAUUGUUGAUAACGCUAAAAUGUUAGCGCCCCUAACGGAUAUUUACCCGUGACAUAAAAAUAUAUGUAACGCCGAUA
Amphibalanus amphitrite is the source of this 2095-nucleotide messenger RNA. Its product is annotated as 2-acylglycerol O-acyltransferase 2-A-like. Gene Ontology annotation, cellular component: endoplasmic reticulum membrane. Lineage: Eukaryota; Metazoa; Arthropoda; Thecostraca; Balanomorpha; Balanidae. The transcript is spliced from 2 exons. Gene Ontology annotation, biological process: triglyceride biosynthetic process. The record is from RefSeq and is a predicted model, not a curated record. Gene Ontology annotation, molecular function: diacylglycerol O-acyltransferase activity. Bases 598 to 1617 code for a protein of 339 amino acids.